Molecule: messenger RNA, 9497 nt
Organism: Pocillopora meandrina
Lineage: Eukaryota; Metazoa; Cnidaria; Anthozoa; Scleractinia; Pocilloporidae
Source: the annotation of a GenBank genome assembly
AGAGGCCACGAAAGGUUUUUUUGUCCGGCACGGCGGGAACUCCAAUUUACAAAGGUUGCGUUUUUCCGCUUCCUGAAUCAACGGGUGAAGGUAUAAGGUUUUUUCUCAUUUCACACACAAGUUCUCCGAAUUGCCUCUCCUUGAGCUAAAUGGUGGAGUGAAAGUAAAUAUGACAUAAUACUUACCUGCUUGGUAACAGGGGACACCGGGAAUUGAUACAUAUUUAUGGUUUUAACCUCGCACGAUCGUUCUAACUCUCACCGAGUACACUGUCUGUGGGGCUGCCCACUUUGCUUGAAUUAAUUAGACACUUACAAGCAUAACUAGUAUAUGUAUCACUUACAUUUGUUUUACAAAAGAUCAAAUUGUACGCUAAAAGUAAGUCUGGUCUGUGAUCAGUUCCAUGCGAACAUCCUUAGAGUCGGCUGGAAAUUCAAUAUUUACUCGGCCCAAACAGUGAAAAAUUGAACUACGACAUUUAUGCAUGGGUAUAAAACUUUUUAUACUAGCCUGGAUUAUUUUUGUUUUCUUUUGUUUCGGAUUCUGAUCAUAGAAUGGGACAAAUAAUUUAAUAAUCAAACUAAUUUGACAAAUUUUUAAUUUAGGAGAAAUUGGAAUAAGAACAGUUGCAAACACGGUCUAAAUUAACUGGCCACUUAGAAGAUCAGUUGCACCAUGCCUUAACUAAUUUCCUUGUGAAUUAGUAAGGAGAAUUUGUUGGUAGAUCAAGAUAAGGACUUCUAUCUGAUAAGUUUGAGUAUUCUCAUUACCUGUUUGCUGGAUAACGUGUGGAUAUUUUAGGGAGAAGUUACAUUUUGAUCACUUCUAGGAGUUAAAAGGUCAUAAGUAGGAUUGAUUGUAUAUUGUUUGAAGUUCUUAAGUUAGGAUUUUGUGUUCAAGGUUUUAUACCUAAUCUUUUUCUUACAAUUCACAGCUACAAAUAAUGAAUGAGUCAGCUGUUAUGGCCAAAAGGUAAGUUAUAAGCCAUUACUUCCAAAAUUUAUAGGAAACUUUAUCCAUUUCUUGGAAACCAAAUGAGUAAAUGCCAGUUGGAAUUGACAGAAAUAAUCCUUCUUGCAUUGCAUAAAACAUAUAGAUACUCAACAUGCCUUCACAGUAUGCCAUGACCAGUCUUCAAAAAAAAAAAAGUUUGGGGGUUUUUAAGUCUCUUUAGAACAAUAACUAUCUUUAGCCUUUCUAAAAUGUUAUUAAUGACUCACUCUGUAGUACCACCAAUUAAAAACAUAUCUGGGAGCUAAAGGUCCAAAUUACAUCAAAACCUGAAUUUCUUAGGGUUAACCUUCUUUUCUGCAAUUUCUUAAAUUACAGCUCAUUUGUGAGAAUCAUUUCUUUUUAAACAAUGGGCCAACUGGGUAGCAAAUCAUGUAUGUGACUGAGCUACAGACUCCUACUAGCUAUAUUGAGUAAACUUUUUAGGCCAACAGGAGUUUCAGUAAAAUGAUCUUAGUACCUUUAAGUACAUGGAAAAGUCAAAUAGUCAUUUAUAUAACCACCCCUAGCUACUUUAUCCACUCUAAGACUGUUCAUUUAAAAAUUGUUCACUGCCAUCAAGAACAGGUGCUGUUUUUUUCAGCAUUCACUGUUCUUUUUCAAGGGAAACCUGCAUGUUGUUACUCAGACAUUUCAGUUCAAAACCUCUGACCAUAGCAUUUUUAAUAGAUUAUCAUGAUACAAACACUAAAAUCCUAAUUACUCUUUUUUAUUACUUCUCUCUUUCAGAACUGGAAUUGUGUUUGAUGAAAGGAUGAAAAAGCAUUUUAAUGAAUGGGAUGCGUAAGUGAUACAAUAUUGAAUUUGAUUUUUCUUUUGUGUGUAUAGGUUGUAUUAUUUUGCCUAAUGAAUGAUACUGUUAUUGCAUUUAGGGGGCCUCUCUCUCUCAUUUUAUGCAAUCAGUGGGCUUCAGUCUUUCUCUAUCAGAUUUCCCUCCACUGUUAGCUUUUAGCCCUCUUGACACUGUUCACAAAAAUAAAUGUUCAGAUAAAAGAUUCAGCAAAAUUAAGGAUUGUUUAGGAUGCGGUUUUGAACAACAACCUCUUGUUUGAAUAACUAGACCAAAGCCUUUGAUCCAGAGUCCAGUGGGGUAACCAUUAGACACAUGGAAUAGUCUAGCUGAUCUUAUGCAGGGUUGUAAAAAUUACUUGUAAUCAUUUUGUCCUGUUGAAAUCAAGAUAGAUAGCUCCUAGUAGCAUAACCCACCUGGCGUUUAUUGACUUAGUAUAUUCACCUGCUCACAAUCUACUGUAUUAUAGGAUGAGGUAUUGAAUUUCAUUUUAUUUUAGAACUCAUCCUGAGGUUCCUGAUAGAAUACAGCGGCCAUAUGACAAACACAAGGAAUAUGGUCUCCUGGAGAGGUGUCAGGAAAUCCCAGUAAGUAAAUCAAUUGACUUAUCGAUAUUAUUGCCAGUACUAAGUUAGGGAAAUAAUUCAAACUGCUUCUGCAGUCUCCGAUCAAUUUGCCCUUUUUUUUUUUAAUUAAUUAAUAGACUGAGGUGACUUUAGUUCCUUUCUGAAAUCUGGCUCUGAAGAGACUUUCAACUCCAUUGACAAGGGAUCACUUGCUUUCCUGUAUUGUUGAUAAUAAUAUAUUUCCAACCAAAGUAUGCAAGCAACACUAACUGAGAACUGUUAGAAAUGAUUACAAAAUAACAAUAGUUAGAUUUAUAUUUAAUCAUAUAAAUAUGUACAGUAGAUAAAGUAUAUGGUCUCACUAAUUUACAGCUUGAUGUUGGAGUGCCAAUUAACAUAUGUGACAGAGAAAGCAAGUCACUUCAUGCUCAUUUUUUAAAUUUGAUAAUAAUUACCAUGUUUGAUAUUAUAUUUUCUCAAGUCUCGACUUGCUACAGAUGAAGAGCUGCUUAGUCAACACAGGUACACUAUCAGAUAACAAUUUCUAUUAUUAUCUCCAUAGUGCUAGUAAUAUUUCUAAUAAAUUAAAUAUUAUCUUUAUGAAGUAGAUAAUUGAAUAUUACAGUACAGAAUUUUUUUUGUUCCAAAACAAAGCUUCCAAUAAAAGUUAACAUUUUUAGUCUUGCAGCGUAAUCUUGAAAAGAAUCCUAGCUGCAAGCAAACUGCUGGCGGCAAAAAAAAAAAUGUUAACUGCAUGUGCUUGUGAAUGCCUGUACACUCCAAUCUGACUCGGUUCAAUUAUGAUUGAAUGGAUUAAUUAGCUCUGAGCUUAUCCAUUAAACAAGUUGUAAAAAUGCAUCAUUACAUAAUGUACAUUAUCAUUGACAGUAAAGAACAUGUAAACAAGAUGAUAUCAUCGCAGACCAUGACAAAAGAGGAACUGUACAACAUGGGGGCUCGUGAUUAUGACUCUGUCUACAUGAGUGAGGUGAGGACUGGUUUACCAGAUAUUUCACUACAUGUUUAAAAUUUUUAAAGAAAAGGGUUGUGGUUUGUCAUGGUGGUAAAUAAAACACUUUCAAAAGAGAAUUAUUAUUAUUUGUCUCACAAUGUGGUCACUCUGGAUAUGGAUCAAAGUGUUUCCACUUAACCCUGCUAGUUGUCUUCAGCUGAUGUGGUUAAUCUAGUAUGUAUGUAAUUACAAAAUAAUAUCUCCUUUCAUAUUUUUUGGAAUCAUUUUCAAUGCAGGUAAUGUAUUGGAGAUAAAUUUUUUUCCCUUACCAAUUUAUGCCUUUUGAUUGGAAGUCUACUUGUGUUUUUAACAGCAUGCUUGUGAAAGUGCUCGUGUUGCAUGUGGUUGCACUCUAUCUGCGGUGGAAGCUGUUGCAACAAACAAGGUGAAAGAAUUGAUGGCCCAUUAUUUUGUAGUUUUUACCUUAGUCUUAUUUAGCAUUCAGUGUUAUCAUGAAAAAUAUUUUUUUUCUCUCUAAAUUAGGUUCAAAAUGCAGUGGCUAUUGUAAGGUAUUCAUGUUGAGGUAUUUUAUAGUAUGGGUUGGUGUUACAUCUACAUUAAUAUAUAUUCCAUUGAUAAUAAUUUGAUUUUGAAGCUGCAUAAACCUAAAACUUCUGGAAGUGAUUAAUGUGUUGUGUCUCCUAAAACUUUUAAUAUACAAUCCUGCAAACAAGCAAUGAGAAUUAUGGAAAAGGUCAGCUUUAGGUUGUUAUCUUAAUUGAUGUAACAGUCCAUAUUCUCUUAAUUGCUUCUUUCUAUUCACAAGAAAAUGUGGUGAGGCAGAAACUGAAAAUAUCUAAGACAACUACUCAUCAGACCUUGAGAUCAUGUUUUAGUAAUUCUCCUUACUGUCUGUCUUGCAAUUCUUACAAUGCUAGUUUGUUUGGAGAAUUUGGUAUUGGAUCAAUUAUUAAUAAUUUAUUCCCUUGUUGAUAUUUUUCUUUAUUCUCAUUGCUUGUCUCCUUGAUAUUAUAAUAAUAUUGUUAGUAAGGAGAAAUUCUCAUGAUGUUAGUUUGGUUUGGAGAAUUUGGUAUUGGAUCAAUCAUUUAUAAUUAAUUCCCAAAUUGAUUUUUUUCUUUAAUUGCAUCGCUUGUCUUCUUGAUAUUAUAAUAUUAUAAGAAGUAGUUCUCUCUUGGUCAAUCAUGGGAAUUUAAGGGUUAAAAAGGUUGAGAUUACUCUAUUUGGCCACUACAAAAUGUUAGUAGUGAUUUCAAUUAAAACAUCAAAGUCAAUUUGUUUUUAUUUACUGAGAGGUAGUUUCUGCGUAAAAUUAUGAGUCACUGCCAAAAGUUUACACAGUAAACUCCUCCCCUCCUUCUCUAGUCUCUUCAUCCUAAAUCUUUCUAUAUUUGUUUUCAUUUCAUCAGGCCACCAGGGCAUCAUGCUGACACUGAGUUUGCCAUGGGUUACUGCUUUUUCAACAAUGUGGCUGUUGCUGCAAAAAUAGCUCAACAAAGAUGGAAUGUGCAGAGGUAUUUAUUGAAAAGGAACUGGGCAGUGGGCUGUUGAAUUAAUUUAUUGUGUUAUGCAGGCAAUGAUUGGGUGAAUUGUCAUAAAUAUGUAUUGAACAAAAUGUUGUACUUUUCAAAUAUGUGGUCAGAGACCUUGUCAUGUUUGUCAUCAAUUAGCGGUUUAGCCAUAGAUGUAUUUUAUGUGAAUAUUCAAAGAAAAUUUUUUAAAUAAAAGGUGAAGCAGCCCAUCAGACUUAAAGGUGUUAUCAACUAGUUGAAUGACAAAGCAAUCAUUCUUUGUUAUCUUGUGGAAUAUUCCAAUACAUAUGCCUGCUUUUCACUGAUUCACCUCUAAGCCUUUCUGACUUGUUAUCAGAUUUAAAAUGUCUCCACAUAAGCAUAUUUUCCAACAUAGCAUUGUACAGGCUAAUAGACUUUUGAAUUAUUUUGAAUAGCCACAAAUAUAAUUUUUAAUUAGAAAUUCUUGCUAACUUAAGGAUUAAUUAUAUCAUUUAACUUUUAGGGUUCUAAUUGUGGAUUGGGACAUUCACCAUGGCAAUGGCACUCAACACCUCUUUGAAUCUGAUCCCAGGUAUCGUUGAGUUUCUGUUGACUAAUUGACAUACAGUGCUGUAUCACUGAAAUGGCUUCACUGAGAUAGUGUUACAUGAGGAAGCAAGGGUUACAGCUGCAGUUGAGUUGAAAGCUUUGGAAAAGCUAGUUAAGUUAAACAAGGUUAAAUUGAAUGCAAAGUCUGGCAUGCAGUUCACCUUAGUUAUGAUAAUGAUUACUCUGCAGUUAGUGACAGAGGUACUUGAUAUUUUAUCAGGAGUGGUCACUGGCAUUUGCUUUUAAGAAGCAAGCAGAGCAGUUAUUAGCUCCUUAACUCAUUCUUGAGUUUUUUGCUCUGACAGAAAAUACAUUGUGAAUACCUUCUUAGCUGAGACAACAAGGUGUAAUAAUUUUUCAAAUGCAUGAUUUUAUGUGCUACACCAAUUAGAUAAGAAAGAAAGUUGUUCAAUUUGUUUAUCAAUAUCCUUUAUGGUUUAUUUCUAGUGUUUUGUACUUUUCCAUUCAUCGAUACAAUCAUGCCCAGUUUUUUCCUUUCUCUACUUCUGCUAAUUUUGAUGUUGUCGGCGAUGGACCUGGCAAAGGGUAUACUGUGAAUGUACCUUGGAAUGAGGUAAAUGAAGGAGAGUUCUGUUUUCAAUAGAGCUGGUUUUUAGAUGACUUUCAUAAACCCAAAAUCCACUUUAUUACAACUGCCAAGCAUAUUUCAAAUUUUUAUUAAUAGCUUUGUUUGAAAGGAUGCCAGGGAAAACUGCAAAUCAGUUGAGGAGAUUGUGUGCUUUUUCUUAGCCAGUUAAAGUGUACACAAGUUAAACCAAAUGAAUUUAAACAGGAUUUUUUGAAAAGCAUAAUUUUAAAAAAAUAAUCUUUGACAUUUUAAUAGUCUUUUCUUUUGAUAGCCAAGCUUUGUAUUGAGUAUGAAGUGAUUAUCUAUCAGGGUUAAAAAAAAAAAAAGCAACAGGUUUUUUGUAAAUUUUUAUUGAAAAAGUUUCAUUUUUUAAUCAACAGAAGCAUAUGGGUGAUGCUGAUUAUUUGGCCGUUUUUCAUCACAUUUUACUUCCUAUUGCUUAUGAGGUAACACAUUGGUCUGGAGAUGUGUUAUUCCUCUAGAUUUUUUACAUAGUUCAUUAUUUCCAUCAUAUAUAUGCCAUCAGGCAGUGAUCCUGGAAAGUAUUGUUAAAUUACUACAGUAACUGGAGGUUAAAGUUCUUUUGAAGGUGACAAUAUUGUUGGUGGUUCUUGUCGUUUUUAUUCAAAACUAAAAUGUUAGCCAACCAGAGCCAAAAUAAAUAGAAUAUGGUGCCAAUAAGAACUCAAAUAAAUGUAUGUCUAACUUAAUGCUUCAAUUGUUCAUCUUUUGUUUGAUUGGUUUAGGAUGGGGAGUGCAUAAUCUUAUUAACCAAAGAAAAAAUUUUUGAAGGCAUCACAACCUUAGCAAUCCUGGAUUGUUAGAUAAAUUGAAAACCACUCUGAGUAUUUGUUGUUUGUGAAAUUUAUUUCAGUUUGAUCCUGAUCUUGUUUUGGUGUCGGCUGGUUUUGACUCAGCUCAAGGAGAUCCAAAAGUAAAGAUUGGUAUUUGUACCCUUGAUCCUUUAACUCCCAAGAUCUCAUCAGUAAUUCCCUGAACUGUCUGCCAUAUACCAGUAGUUCUUGUGAUGUUAGUUUGGAGAAUUUGGUAUUAGAUCAACUAAUAAUCUCCUAAUUAAUAUUUUCUUUAUUCUCAUCACUUGUCUGGUUGAUAUCGUAUUUGAUGUUGUAAGGAGAAAUUCUGUCUUGGUCACUCCCAACUUGACAGAAUAUCGUCCCCCUCCCAUAUCCCCAAAAAAGUGUGACCCCAUUCUUUAGACAAGCUAGUAACUCUAUUGAGAAUGAAUCCCCAAUGUAGUCAAUCCUGUUGUGAAAAUGCCACCCCAUCCAGUAGCACAUCUAGCCUAUUACUAGGAAGUACCCUCCUGUCCCCCUACCCCACCUCCCCCUCCCCUGGGCUUGCAUCUCUCACGUGUUUUUGUAUGUAACUGAUGAGAAUACGAUUUCCUGUGUGCCUUUAGAGUUAAUCUGAUUCCCCUUCAAAUUUAUUUUAUGUUUCAUAUGAGACUGAAGGUGAAUUUGAAUUGACAGGGACUUUGUGAUAUAACACCAGAAGGUUACCAUCACCUUACAAGAAUGCUGAUGAAUUUAGCCACUGGAAGAGUAGUUGUUGUUCUUGAGGUACUUGCAUUCAUUUCCAGUGAUAUUGGGGUUCAUCCAAACCUUUUGACUUUUGCAAAACUGAGACUAUUCUUGUUUGUUUGGAGGCAAAUUGGCAGAGAGAUUGUUGACCAUGGAUUUAAAAUCUGGUCAUCCACAGUUCAACUUCUUUACUAUGUCACCCAAGCCUAGGAGUAAGCCCUCAUUACCCACUUCAACUCAUCCCCAAAUCUUCCGCAAGCAGAGAAACACAUGUCUUGCAGCACUCAUAAUAAGUGCCUGCUCAUCGGCUAAUACCACCCAACUCAAUUUCUUCUUAGUUAGUCCUGAGUUCAAUUGCUAUACUGCUCUCAAUCAAUAGCUUACAGGUUUCUUCUUCUUCUUUACAAUUUCUUUUUCCUUUUACUUUAAUUUUGUUUUUGUAUCAACCCACUUAGCAGAUGUAUGCUUUAAAGAUCAGAACCUAAUGAGCUUAAUGAGCAAUUGUCCCCUCUAAAUAUAUAUUAAGAGAUGUCCUCACCCUCACCCUUACCCCCCCUCCCCCCCCCUGGUCAGUUUCAUCACAACCUAUUCCAUUAGAGGAGUGGGGGUGACUCAAAAUACCCUCAGCUUAGUGACAAUUAUCUACAAUUUGUUUGCUUUUUCGCUUUUUCUAGGGAGGUUAUAAUCUUACUUCAGUGGAGGAAUCUAUGUGUGCUUGUACUUCUUCUCUUCUUGGAGAUCCAUGCCCACAACUUGAUGGCCCCAUGACACCUUGUGACAGGUAACACAACCAUUUUGUUGGGUAUUCAAAGUUGCUUCUUCUAACGUCACCUGUCAUCGCAGGCUUAUAGUGAUAGCUUCUUGUGCCUCUUAGAAAAAAAGGUUGUUUAACUUCUGAAUCUGUGGAUGUCACCCCAGUGUGUGAUCAUUCAGAUUCAAGCUGGCAAACAGGUCUUUCAUGUUUAGCUGAUUAUUUUGCUAUACAAUGAAUUCUUUCAAUUUAAGGUCUGGAUGGACUGAUCCUCAUCAGUGACUAUCUGAAAAAAAGCUAUCACGCUGCACUAAAUUUUUCUCAACAUGGUUAGAUGUGUUUUAAAACUAUUUUAAUUUUUAUUAAGCAGUAGUAAAACACUUUCACACUAACCUCAUAACUCUUGUUUCUCUCCACCUAUGUAGUUGUUUAGAGACCAUAGUAAAUGUUGUUGGUGAACAGAGCAAGUAUUGGAAGUCGCUGAAGCUUGCAAGUACGUUUAUCGUGAGUGUGGGUUUCUGCACAGUAUAAAUAGGCAAAUCAUUCAGUAAACUUUAAAUUUAAUUUCUUGCUGAAGAAAAAAUACCACACGAUAUAUUUAUUUUCCAGCUUGAUACUCACUGUAACCUGGGGAGUGGGAAUAGCACAGUGGUAAGAGCACUCACCUCCCAAGGCUGUGGCUUGGGUUCUGACGACACAUGUGGUUUGAGUUCAUUGUUGGUUCUUGUCCAUGCCCCCAAUGGUCUUUCUCUGGGUUCUCUGGUUUUCCUCCCCCAACAAAAACCAACAUUCCAAAUUCUAAUUCAACCAGGAAACAGUGGACAGGAAGAGCCACCUCAUGGAUUGUUCACUCUUAAAUAAUAAUAAUAAUAAUAAUAAUAAUAAUAAUAAUAAUAAUAAUAAUAAUAAUAACAUUAAUAAUAAUAAUAAUAAUAAUAAUAAAUCUUCUUCUUAUCAUUCCUAUUAUUAUUAUUAUUAUUAUUAUUAACCUACCACUCAGAGGUUUUUACUUUAUGUAAUCCUUUGCCACGCCUGGUGUACCUGUAUAAGCUUGUGCCUCUAUUUUCAUGUUUUAGAAGCUAUUCUUUAUGUCUACCUUAAUUCCCCUCUAGCCUUGUUAAGUGGAAAUAUCCAAGAUGCUGAAGACAAACCCAAAGAAGAAAAGAAAAUCAAGUGA